Gastrolobium bilobum is the source of this 447-nucleotide messenger RNA. RefSeq names its product ATP-dependent Clp protease proteolytic subunit 3, chloroplastic-like. The record is from RefSeq and is a predicted model, not a curated record. The transcript has 2 exons. Gene Ontology annotation, molecular function: serine-type endopeptidase activity; ATP-dependent peptidase activity; ATPase binding. Bases 4 to 444 code for a protein of 146 amino acids. Gene Ontology annotation, biological process: protein quality control for misfolded or incompletely synthesized proteins. Gene Ontology annotation, cellular component: endopeptidase Clp complex. NCBI's taxonomy places the organism in Eukaryota, Viridiplantae, Streptophyta, Magnoliopsida, Fabales, Fabaceae.
GAAAUGAGCAUUCGUAUAAGAGAAAUGGCAUAUCACAAGAUUAAGAUAAACAAGAUACUAUCAAGAGUUACAGGGAAGCCUGAAGAGCAGAUUGAAUUGGACACUGAUCGUGAUAAUUUUAUGAAUCCUUGGGAAGCAAAGGAGUAUGGUUUAAUUGAUGGUGUUAUUGAUGAUGGAAAACCAGGGUCUAAUUGCACCAAAUUGCAGAUGCAUCACCACCACCAAAAACUCGGGUAUGGGAUCAAUGGAAAGUUGAAGGGAACCAGUAAAGCCAAACAAAAUUUACCCUCAAACAUAAGUUUUUGCAUAAUGCAUAUAAAGGAGGUCAGGGAAGUGAAGAUGAUAAAGGCACUGAACAAGAAGAGGAAACACCUGCUGCUGUAUGAGUUAGGGGACAAGGUUUGCGUUGCUUCUAUACUCAAUAGAUCUAUUUAUUUUAACUGAUUC